Pseudozyma flocculosa PF-1 is the source of this 1416-nucleotide messenger RNA. RefSeq lists its product as uncharacterized. The coding region runs from base 1 to 1416 and encodes 471 amino acids. Gene Ontology annotation, cellular component: cytosol. NCBI's taxonomy places the organism in Eukaryota, Fungi, Basidiomycota, Ustilaginomycetes, Ustilaginales, Ustilaginaceae. The record is from RefSeq and is a predicted model, not a curated record. The transcript has a single exon.
AUGCUUAGGCAGGCCCCGGACUCGACAAUGCCCGCCUCUGCUGUUCGUUCAGCUAGGCGAUCCUCCCGCCGAGCGUCGCGCGACAACCUGCGAGCAUCCGCACAUCGGAGCCAGCCGCCUGCGACGGCGCCGCCCUUUCGUCUCAACCCGCUGUGGCCAGAGCUGCCGCAGCGCAACUACGCCAUCGGCCCCAUUGAGGCCGAGGUUUCGGGCUCAUCCGCCUCGGAGACUUCGGCAUCGGCAUCGAGCCCGGCAACCCCUCGGAGGUCGGCCGAAGAGCUGGCGGCCCAGGUCAUUGACAUGCAAGAGUUGGAGCUGGCCGACCUGGUGCACCAGAGGCAGGUGGCCCGCAACCUGGCCAUCGAACAGGUCGAGCGCCAGCGUCAGCAGGACUGGGAGCGCGACCAAUACUACAUUCGCCUCAGCGAAGAGGCGCGCAGGGUCACGCAGAUGCAGCAGCCGCGUCAACACGAGCCGCAGCAGGACGUCCGACAGCAGCAGUGGUCGAGUGGCAGGUCGAGAAGCGACCGCCAUCGCCAUGCUACGCCGCCGCCGCUCGCCGAUCAGACCGCCUGGUCGCAGACGCACACCAACACGCCGUCCUCGAGCUCCCAGGAACCUCGCGAUCCGCAACACAAGGUGUACCUGCUCAACUGCCGACACUGCGGCAACUUCCUGAGCGACCGUGGCAUGAGGGCGGUGCUCCUGCUCAAGCCCAACAUCACCCUCUACAGCACCGACGCGGUGCCCAGCAACUGCGGCCCCUACUACAGCCCCUCGACAUUCCACGGUGGCGUCGACCCGCUCGAGCCGCCGAUCGAGCGAACGUGCAACUGCCUCACGCAAAGCCUCGGCUGCCAUGGCUGCGGCAACCAGGUCGGCUACAGUAUCCUCUCGCCCUGUGACCAGUGCAACAGCAGCGUCCAGAAGCACCAGCGCAGCUCCAACGGCCACCGCACCGUGCUCCACUGCUCCGAGAUCUCGGUGCGCGAGCGCCGUUACGUGCCCGGCGAGCCGGGCGUGCGCGCGGCCCCCUACCAGUGCGAGGCUGCCGUGGCACCGUCCACCCCUCAUGCCGCGCUUCGACGCCAGACGCCCCGGAUCCGCGACUACGCUUCGGAGCGAGCAGGCUACCCGGACUUUUACGACGUGGACGAGGACGACGACGUCGACCCCGAGAAGACCGAUUUCACCGCGCAGGCGUACCAGCAGCACCAGCUCCACGACGUUGACCCCAGGCAGCUCCGUGAACCUCGGUCGACCCGAUCGAAUCUGCGCCCCACGGGCAGCGGCAAAGAGGCCCGAGUGCUUCGCAGGGGAGACGUCAUCUACUGGUCGGACCUCGUCUCUGGAGGCGAGAGGACGCAGCCCUUCGAUCCGGACCCCAUCCUCCAGAUGCCGGCGGCGGGUCGCUGA